Messenger RNA from Melanaphis sacchari, 639 nucleotides. RefSeq lists its product as uncharacterized. The record is from RefSeq and is a predicted model, not a curated record. The transcript is spliced from 2 exons. Lineage: Eukaryota; Metazoa; Arthropoda; Insecta; Hemiptera; Aphididae. Bases 1 to 639 code for a protein of 212 amino acids.
AUGUUUAAAUAUUUAGAUACUGACUAUGCUCCAGUUAUAACAAUAUCUGAUUUGAAAAAUUCAAUGAAAGAAAAUAGUCAGCUAUCUAUUAGAAAAGAGAAAAUUCUCAAAUUAAGAAAUCACAUUGAUGAAAUAGUGGAAGAAGGAAGAUGGGAUAUGGAUGAUGUUUUUAAAAAUAAUGAUUUCUCCGAUAAUAUAACAUUUGACUGUGUUGUAUACUAUUUAGCUGGAUAUCUAGCUCGGAGGUUAAGCAAGAAAACUAAAUGCGAGUUAUGUUUGUCAGGCAUUAAAACUGAUGGUAAAGAAAUUGAUUUACCUGCAGCUCAACUCGUCAACCUGAAGACUCUUGGUUUUUUAACUCACCCGGAUAACAACUUUUACAUUUUAAUAAAACAAAUUGAAGUUUCAUUUGCUAUCCAUGCCGCAGGCGCAAAUGUUUUCGAAGAUACGGUUGAUCAUUUCUUUAAAAAUAAUUAUAUUAUUCCAUUUCCGUGUAGUGAACAUAAAGAAGACGUUGUUCAAUAUAUUUUUUCAUCAUAUGUAGUAAUGAGGAUGAGACAGUUCAGUUACCAAACAAAUAAACAAAAACAACCUAGUAAUAGAGUUAAAAAGAAAUUGUCAAAAUUGGUGUCAAAUUAA